UUUCUGCAUUCAAUUAUAGGAUAAUUCAAAUCUGUACAUGGUGAUGGAAUACAUCCCAGGUGGUGAGAUGUUCUCCCACCUACGGCGGAUUGGCAGGUUCAGUGAACCUCAUGCCCGGUUCUAUGCUGCUCAGAUUGUGUUGACUUUUGAGUACCUGCACUCACUAGAUCUUAUCUACCGAGACUUGAAGCCUGAGAAUCUCCUCAUUGACCAGCAGGGCUAUAUUGAGGUCACAGAUUUUGGCUUUGCCAAACGAGUGAAAGGCCGAACAUGGACUCUUUGCGGGACUCCAGAAUAUUUGGCUCCUGAAAUCAUUUUGAGUAAGGGUUAUAACAAAGCAGUGGAUUGGUGGGCACUUGGUGUCCUCAUCUAUGAGAUGGCAGCUGGCUAUCCUCCAUUCUUUGCAGACCAGCCCAUUCAGAUCUAUGAGAAAAUUGUCUCUGGGAAGGUCCGCUUCCCA
Protobothrops mucrosquamatus (brown spotted pit viper) is the source of this 460-nucleotide messenger RNA. RefSeq names its product cAMP-dependent protein kinase catalytic subunit alpha. The annotation marks the transcript as partial. Gene Ontology annotation, molecular function: cAMP-dependent protein kinase activity; ATP binding; protein kinase A regulatory subunit binding. Gene Ontology annotation, cellular component: cAMP-dependent protein kinase complex; nucleus. NCBI's taxonomy places the organism in Eukaryota, Metazoa, Chordata, Lepidosauria, Squamata, Viperidae. The transcript is spliced from 5 exons. The record is from RefSeq and is a predicted model, not a curated record. Gene Ontology annotation, biological process: peptidyl-serine phosphorylation.